Molecule: messenger RNA, 2019 nt
Organism: Labrus bergylta (ballan wrasse)
Lineage: Eukaryota; Metazoa; Chordata; Actinopteri; Labriformes; Labridae
Gene: nt5c2l1
Product: 5'-nucleotidase, cytosolic II, like 1
Molecular function (GO): 5'-nucleotidase activity
Source: RefSeq, a predicted model, not a curated record
AGUUGAACCCUGCGUAAAUAAGACAAACAGGUUCACGCCUGCAAAGUGUGUGUGCAUUUGGGCAUUUAAAUUCCUCCCACGGCGCAAAGUGCCAUGUGCAUGUAAACUCUCAGAAGUUGGACAGCAGCAAGUUUUGCGUGGAUAAUGGACAUAACGGACCCGGAUGCCAGCAUCUCCUCUGCGGAGCCAAAGCCGCACAGAGGAUUACAUCAAAAGGUGUUUGUCAACAGGAAUCUGACACUGGAAAACAUCAGAUGCUAUGGAUUUGACAUGGACUACACCAUGGCAAUUUACACAUCCCCAGACUAUGAGAGCAUGGGCUUUGAGAUGAUCAGAGACAAAAUGGUGUCUAUUGGGUAUCCUCAUGAGAUUCUACGCUACACGUACGAUCCUAGCUUCCCCACACGCGGUUUGGUGAUUGACACCAAAUAUGGGAACCUCUUGAAGGUGGAUUCAAACGGGAAUAUUUUAAUCUGCAGUCACGGCUUCCGCUUCCUCAAAGGAGAAAACAUCGCUUACUACUACCCCAACAAGUUCAUUCAAAGAGAUGACACCGACCGUUUCUACAUUCUCAACACUCUCUUCAAUCUGUCAGAGACAUAUCUCUACACCUGCCUUGUGGACUUUUUCACCAGAUGCACCAGAUACACAAACCAGGAGAAGGGUUACCAGCAUGGAGACUUGUUUAUGUCCUUCAGAAGUAUGUUUCAGGAUGUUAGAGAUGCAAUGGACUUUAUUCACAAUACGGGAGCUCUGAAGGAUAGAACCAUCAAGAAUUUGGAGAAAUAUGUUGUCAAAGAUCCAAAUCUCUCUGUACUUCUGACCCGGAUUAAAAAAGUGGCAAAGGUCUUUCUUGCCACCAACAGUGAUUACAACUACACAGAGGCCAUUAUGAAAUACCUGCUUGAAACUAAUGUAAAGUCUGGAAGUCCUAAAAGGUUGUGGCAUUCCUACUUUGACCUCGUUGUCGUGGACACCAGGAAGCCGUUGUUCUUUGCAGAGGGGACUGUGCUGAGACAAGUGGACACGAACACAGGGAAGCUUCGGAUCGGGACGUACACAGGUGACCUCCAACAUGGGACUGUUUACUCUGGAGGAUCUUCGGACAUCGUUUGUGAUCUGCUACAUGUCAAAGGUAAAGACAUCCUUUACGUUGGAGACCACAUCUUUGGUGAUAUCCUCAAAUCUAAGAAGCGUCAGGGCUGGAAAACCUUCCUGGUCGUACCAGAGCUCGCUAAGGAGCUUCAGGUGUGGGAGGAAAGAAAAAAUCUGUUUGAGGAACUGAAACUUCUUGACACCUUCUUAGCUGAGACUUAUAAGCAUCUGGACAGUGGCAGCAAAGAGUGUCCUGACAUCAGCGCCAUCCAGACGAGAAUUAAAGUGUUGACCCACAGGAUGGACAUGGCCUACGGACAGAUGGGCAGCCUCCUCCGCAGCGGAGCCAGACAGACACUGUUUGCCAGCCAGCUUGUGCGUUACGCCGACCUAUACUCAUCUACCUGCAUCAACCUGCUGAAAUACCCCUUAAAUUAUCUCUUCAUGGCCCCCCCAGUGCUGAUGCCACAUGAAUCUGUGUCUCAACCAGCAGCUGGAUUAGUUUCAUCAGAGCUUUCUGAGAUUGUCAAGAUUACCACAAGCUGAGCUGGCUGAGAUGUCUUAAAAGAAGAAGUUAUGAUGCUUUGCACUUUUGCCUCUGUGCUUGUAGGUGCGCAGCCAUAAUGUGCGUCUUUUACUAAAAACUAAUUUAUUGAUCCCUCUAGUGGAGUUGAACUGCUAUGCAGUGUAAUGUUUACUUACUGAACAUAGAUUGAUCAUACAGACAUUUAAAGGAUUUAAAGUAUAAACAGACCCGGGGUUAAUGUAUAUAUGAAGAGAAAGUGGUCUUUAUCUGUUGAUACAUUUAGCGGUAAAUAUGCAUGUUUGAUGUCAGGUUUUUAAAUGUAAAGCUUUUUAAAAAUUUUGUUUGUGGUUUGUGCUACUUCUGUUGUAUCAUUUCAAUAAAGAGUUUAUAUUAUUUGA